UGAUUGUCAAACUGCAUUUACUGGUGGUAGGGUGUAGUUAUAGCUGCCGCGAAGUACACAUGCGUUCCAGCCUGAAGGGCAAGAAGUCGUACAAAAAGAUAAAAAAACAAUUGAGUCUUCGACUGCAUGUGUAAAAGCGGGUUUUUUUAUUGCUUAAAUGGGCGGACGACCUUAUGGCUCACCUGAUAUUCAGUGGUUAUCAGAACCAUGAACGUCUAGAAUAUAAAUGCCGUCACCCACCUUGAGACCUCUCAGUUUUUAUACUACAACGGCUGCUCCCCUUCAAACCAAAACGCAUUACUGCUUUAUGGCAGAAAUAGGCAGGAUGAUGGUACCAAUCCCUGCGGACUGAUAAGACGUCUUACCACGCCAGUAAUUACGCAAAUUAUAAUUUUGUGGAUUUGAUUUUUAUUACACGAUGCUAUUCCUUCAACGUGCAAGUCAUUUGUGAUCAUAUGUUAAGCGCGUAUUUCAUUACAAAAAUUAGUACCUGUCUACGGGAUUCGAACACCAGCACAGUUGCAUCGCUUGAUACGUUGCACCGCGCGUCUUAUCAUUCAGGCUACGAUAACCUCACACGUACGACGGGUUGCGGUAUUAACAUUGUGGGCUCCGGGAACUAGUUUACAUCAGUGGGUCGUAGGCUCGUUCACCUAUUUAAGCAAUAAAAAAAAUGUACUUAGAUGGUAAGCGCAAGUAAAUACACCACAAUAAGUAUUCACGUUGUUACAUAAUUAAUUAAAAAAAUGGUACCUACUCAAACUUUCAAUGGUAAAUUUAAAAUAUUUUUUUUUUCGAUAAUUAUUUUUAUACGCAUAAUUAUUAAAGUCUAGGAUUUUCGUCAGCUUUCGCGGCCAUAUACACAAUCAAAACCACUUUAACAGUUUAUUCUAGCGUUUUUUUUUUAAUUAUUUCCGACGUUUCGUUAACUUUCGCCCCUUUUUUGUCAACAUUUAAAUAUUGUGCACGCUAAAUAAAAUAAUAAAAUGAUGGCAAUUAGCACAUAGAUGGUGGAUAGCACAGAUCUUACCGAUCAUACCGCACUCGUGGCACAGAGGUAUCAUACGUAUCUCACAGUCGAAAGGCCAGCUGAACCGUAUGUAUGUAUAACAUAGUAGGCAUAGUAUGCAGUAACAUAUUACUGCCGUAACGAAGUUCUCGUUGGCUCUUCUGGUGUUAAGCGGCUACACCAAAUCAAUAGCCAGCAAAACUGAGCUGAGAACUUGAGCCCUGGUCACGAAGUACGUCCAAAUUCUUGGUUGGCAGUCAUUUAAAGAUUUAUUAACGUCGUAAACAUCAAGGCCAAUCAUUGCAUUUAAAAUGUGUGCGCAUCCAUUGGCUUAUGACGAGGAUAAAAAAAAAUUAAUAACAUCUCCGAUCCACUCCACUCGUUUCGAAUCGAAAACCUUUUUUUUUAUUUGAGGCCGGCUCAAAAUCAAAACGACAUAAUUCAUUUAUGCAUUGAAAAAAAAAACAUUCAAGAAUAUUUUUUUCCACCGACACAUAGUCUUGAAUGACGAAAUAUAAUGUGGAUAAUAUUAUGUUGUAGUUUGUAGGCGUGCACUGUCGCGGGAGCGGGAGAGUAGCAUAGCAGCCGGCCAGCGCUGAGCCCGGUCUAUUUCUAAAUCGAGACAGUCACUCGCAGCGCCUUUCCGCGUACCAUCUCCCCGCUAUAUAUAAACCAAAAAAGAAUACAUUACAAAGUACAAAAAAACUAACAACAAUUUUUUUUAAUAAAUAUUCAACUAAUUAAGUACGCGGUACAUAAGAUGUCUAAACACUAAAUGUAAGCUCCUGAACGAAUUCGCAAUGUGAUCAAAAGACAUCGAACAAAGUUUGUGAAAAUUAUAAGUUUGAAAUAUUAGAAAAGAUGUGGUAUCAAGAGGUAGAAGACGAAGAUGAGGACCUUAUGUGUUCGCCGGCGAUCCUCGCCCGACGUGCCUCCGAAAGCUGGAUAAAUGUACCUCCAGUUGAGAUGCUGAGCACGCCGCAGACGCUUCAACGCAAGAAGUCUCUCCCCGAUGUAGCGAGUAUGCCGCGGGCGGCGGAGACCGGUAUGUCCCGCGAAGAGGUAUCGGCGCUAGGAUCCGCGCGACGCGAGGAAGUGCGCCGCAUGCACGAGGAAUCGGAAAAACUGAGGGCCAAUCCUCUACUCUACUUGGUCAGUCCGCAAGUCAAGGACUGGUUCUCCCGACAGCAACUGGUUAUCCUUGUACUGUUUAUCAAUAUCUCUCUGGGCAUCAUGUUCUUCAAGCUGCUCACGUAGCGUCGGCGGGUGGCGCCCUAGGGCGCCUGGUCAAUUUCUUCACAAAUCACUUCUGCCCUUCAGGGUAAAAAACCGUAAAUUAAUUAUUGUAAAUAAUUGUUAUUGUAAAACAAUUUUUCCAAUCCGUUACUGUUACACAACAUGUAAUAUCUUAAUAUAAUUAUGUAAUGUGAACAAAAUUAUUAAAAGAAUCCUUUUUUUCAUCUAGGACUUAUUUUGUUUACCAGUGACUUUUGUUUACCGUUGUGUAAGUGUGUUUUGAAUUGAAUAAAAGUAGUGUUACACUCCUAUCCUGCAAGGUAUCGGCAAUAUGCAGAUUUAUGAGAGAGUGCAUGGAACAAUAAUGUGCCCCAGGACGAAACUACGGAUUUGUGAGAGUUACGUGGACCUACAAAUUGUAGGUUAAAAUUAUCGUUAAUUUCAUUGUGUACAUUUGAAUUACUGAAACCCUGUAGAAAGUAUUUUAACAUUUUUAUCCUGAACUGCUAUUUGUUAAUUUUUUAUUUAAGAGAAAUCAAAUUAAUUAUGUUGCUCUAUUUAUCGUUGCCUUCGACAAAACCCUUUACGUUAGGUACUUAUAUCAAUUUUGUUUUCAUUUUGUUGUUUAGUUCAAUUUCAUGUUAUCCAAUUUGUAAAACGUUAAAGUGUCUUUGGAAAAUACAAUUUAAGUUGAGAAAGCAAAGACAAAAUCAGAUACAAGUAAGCAACAAGGAUUCUAAAAUUGUUUUAGAGUCUUGUUCCAAGUGGUGUUUCAUACGUUGUUAACUGUAGCAUAUUUGAAAAUUAAGUUUUAUAUUACGGUAAGUGAUGGAAGUGAGCACAAACUCAUGAUAUUUAAUGAAUGAUACGCAUAACAUAUUCAAUGAUUCUUGUAAAUUCAACAAACAAAAUAUUCAAUUAUUUCAUUUUGUAAAGUAGUAAAUUAAAUUUACGUAACUACAAGUAAAACUCUAUAUAAUAUUAUAUUGCUUGCAAGAUGCAAAUUAAGCAUGUGCAUUAUUUUCCUAUUCUAGAAAAUAUAUAGUACCAAGUUUUUAUACAAAGUUUCUAUUAUUUUUUACCUCAGAAGUCAAUUUUCGCGAAAUUAAUAUAUGUACAUAUAUAUAAAAAUAUGUUGUUAUUUAAUAUUGAAUUAUAUAUAUAUUAUCUAUUUAAUCGAAUUUGGCAUGGCAAGCGUGCGAAUGAGACUGUUGAUACGUAAUUUUGUUAUACGUAUAUUCUGAAACAGAAGUUACCAAAACGUAAUUGUUGAAAGUUUAACAUUUGAAUAUUAAUGUUUACCAAAACAAACGUCACAGUUUCAUUACCAUGUAAAAAUGUAAGUUUUAUGUGUAAGGAUUUCAUUACUUGUAUCAAUUUUAUCUACGUUUCACAAAUAAAAUAUUUUAACAAAA
Bombyx mori (domestic silkworm) is the source of this 3660-nucleotide messenger RNA. RefSeq lists its product as uncharacterized. Bases 1871 to 2266 code for a protein of 131 amino acids. The record is from RefSeq and is a predicted model, not a curated record. Lineage: Eukaryota; Metazoa; Arthropoda; Insecta; Lepidoptera; Bombycidae. The transcript is spliced from 3 exons.